Cercospora beticola is the source of this 2065-nucleotide messenger RNA. RefSeq lists its product as uncharacterized. Lineage: Eukaryota; Fungi; Ascomycota; Dothideomycetes; Mycosphaerellales; Mycosphaerellaceae. The record is from RefSeq and is a predicted model, not a curated record. Gene Ontology annotation, biological process: pyrimidine nucleotide-sugar transmembrane transport. Gene Ontology annotation, molecular function: UDP-galactose transmembrane transporter activity. Gene Ontology annotation, cellular component: Golgi membrane.
UGUCGCCAACUCAUCCUGCCGACUGGAAACUCACACGACGAUGUCAUGAAGACGUGCGGCCAAGCUCCUUUUGCCUGCGCAAUUGAUGUGAAUUCAAUAGCGCAUUAGGUAGGCCUACCCCUGAUCGGCUCGGUGACCAAUCGAUCUGUCAGAGCCAAGCUGGAUACCGAUCGCGGCAUGUGGCUUGUCCUUCGUACCUUCUUACCCACCUCUCUGCAACUGGUAAACUGACGUGUGACCACGACUUCGAAUGCUUAUGCUCUAGUACUGGUCUUCUGACCUCACGCUCCUUUUCCGUGUAUUUCGUCUUUCAUGUCCACGGCGUUCCCAGGUCGGUCGUGCAUUUCAUGGGACGGUCCACCUCAAAACAUUUCUUGAAUACAGCAUCCACCUCCUCGAUAUGGCGGUUGAUGCAGCUCGCCGGCAGGCGACCCUGGGAGGCAUUCCUGUAAAGCACAUUGCGCUGGUCGCGCUGGUGAUACAGAAUGCGGCGCUCGUCCUCGUUCUUCGAUAUUCCCGCAUCAUGCCCUUGGUUGAAGGGCAACGAUAUUUCGCAUCGACGGCGGUGUUUCUUUCGGAGAUUAUCAAGUUUUCGUUCUUCCUGUCGAUGGCCCUCUACGAGACCGCAACGAGCCCUCACGCACCCGAUGCCUCCACGAUCAGCGAACUGGCGGGCUCACUUUCGCGAGCAGUAUUUACAGGAGACAGUUGGAAGUUGGCAAUACCAGCGAUCUUGUACUCGCUUCAAAAUACGCUGCAGUAUGUUUCGGCCAGUAAUUUGGAUGCUGCAACCUUCAGCUUGGUAUACCAGCUCAAGGUCGCCUCGACAGCCAUUUUCGGUGUGUUGUUACUGGGCCGAGUGCUGGAUGGGCGGAAGUGGACGAGUCUGGGACUGCUAGCAGCUGGAGUGUUGAUUGUACAAUUUGGCACAAUCUCAUCACAAGAGGGGGGACCACUGUCGAUGAAGGACCUGAGAGAUGGCGUGUCAUUCCAUGCUCCUCGAAGCAUCUGGGAGUUGCGAGACGCAGGCAAUCAAGCUGCUGGACAGUUGAACAAGCGCUCCGCAACAUACGAAGGCAUCGAUGAAGAUGUUGCUGCAGCAAAUCCUCGCAUGAACGCGACCAUUGGAUUGGUGGCUGCGGUGGUCGCGUGCUUCACUUCCGGUGGUGCAGGAGUAUACUUUGAGAAAAUCCUGAAGUCGAAAGAAGGGCAAAGGACUUCGAUCUGGGUCAGGAAUGUUCAACUCUCGUUCUACUCGCUCUGGCCGGUGUUGUUCUUGGGUGUGCUCUUCAGAGACGGCGAGCACCUGGCCACCAAGGGCUUCUUUGCGGGCUACAACUGGACUGUAUGGCUCGUCGUACUGCUGCAGGCUGUAGGCGGAAUACUUGUCGCGCUGUCUUUGAACCACGCCGACAAUGUGACUCGGGUUUCGGCUACCACAGCAUCAUCCGUCAUUGUCCUGGUCAUCUCGGCUCCUCUCUUGGAGUUUCCCACUUCCAUGUUGUUCCUGCUCGGCACAAUCAUCACACUCGCAGCCGCGUUCGCAUAUCAGUCUGCACCAAACGAGAAGCAACUCCGACCACCGCCGAUCAACGUGUCGCAAUACGAAAAGAAUCAGUCACCCGGGUAUUUCGAUCUGGAGUCGGUCUCAACGGCCAGCAAGUCGCCACUGCGAGAUUCAAUGCGCGACGGGCUAUCGACCAGCAGGCCUGGCACGCCUUCGGGAGAGCGAAGGCUCUUCAGAGCUAAGAGUUCGGAGUGGAAGAAGGGGAAACGAGAGUUGUGAUGACGAUCGAAAGAGCAGGAUGGGAUGAGCAUAUUGGAUACCCGCGAGGACCCAGACCCGCAAUGAAGUUAUGUGCAUAUGUGUUUUGAACAGCGAGGGCGCGCCAUCAUGUACGUAAGUCUUGAAUGUAUUCGCGUCUCCUAAUCACGUCGCGUGUGCGUGAAAUGUGGAAAGAGCAGUUCUCACGCGUGCCUUCCUGGUGUUGAGGCCGGAGCAGCACGCACUCGCGUCUCCACGUUGCUAACAUCGCCAUCUCUCACACCUCAUUCCAGAGCGAUU